AUGGCUAAAUCGAAACCCCAAGUCGUUGCCUCAAAGGCCACAUACAAGGACAUGAUCGUCUCCGCAAUCUCCACUUUAAAAGAAAGAGCAGGCUCCUCCCGCCAGGCCAUCAAGAAGUUUGUUCUCGACAACUUUGCCGUGAAGGCACCCAACUUUGACUCGUUGUUCAACGCCACGUUGAGAAAAGGCGUGGAGAACGGCGACUUUGCCCAGCCCAAGGGUCCCUCGGGCCCCGUCAAGCUUGCCAAGAAGGAAUUGGCUCCCAAGACCACUGCUGCGAAGGUGACGAAACCUUCAGCUAAGAAGUCUCCUACUAAGACCGCAAAGGUGGUGAAGACGGCGUCCAAGACGAAGAAGGCUGCUACCAAGGCUGCGCCAGCCAAGUCAACCAAGAGCGUCAAGAAGGCUCCUGCCAAAGCUACAACCACCAAGAAGACAACCAAAGCCUCUGCAAAGCUGUCUGCUGCAAAGGCCUCGAAGGUUACUAAACCAAAGACAAAGCCCAGCGCUAAGGCGCCAGCAAAGACGAUCAAGGGGAAAGUGACCAAGCCAGCGGCUAAAGCUGCUCCUAAGAGUAAGACUGCUACAAAAACGUCUAAGACCACCAAGUCGUCGUCGAAGUCCACGUCUACGUCCACAGCUAAGUCCACGUCUAAAGCCACGUCUAGAACGCCCAAGUCGGCUUCAAGAGGAGCACACCGGUCGAGAAUCGUGGCUGCUGCCGCUUAA
This is a messenger RNA of Candidozyma auris, 729 nucleotides long. It is a transcript of the gene HHO1, whose product is annotated as histone H1. Gene Ontology annotation, biological process: nucleosome assembly. Lineage: Eukaryota; Fungi; Ascomycota; Pichiomycetes; Serinales; Metschnikowiaceae. Gene Ontology annotation, cellular component: nucleosome. Gene Ontology annotation, molecular function: structural constituent of chromatin; DNA binding. The transcript is spliced from 3 exons. The record is from RefSeq and is a predicted model, not a curated record. The coding region runs from base 1 to 729 and encodes 242 amino acids.